GCGUAUUUCACUUUGUAUGUUGAUUACAAUAUGGCGGAAGGAGAGGAGCCGGAGAAGAAAAGAAGGAGAAUAGAGGAGCUGAAUAAGAACAUGGUUGUGGAUGAAGGUAUUGGGGAUUGCAAUGACUGGCAGGGAAGAUGGGACCAUGUCAAAAAGUUCUUGGAGAGAGCUGGACCGUUCACUCAUCCAGAUUUUGAACCCAGCAAUGAGUCUCUCCAGUUUUUACUGGACACAUGCAAAAUUCUGGUUAUUGGAGCUGGUGGACUCGGAUGUGAACUGCUGAAAGAUCUGGCCUUGUCAGGUUUUCGACACAUUCAUGUGGUGGACAUGGACACUAUUGAUGUUUCCAACCUCAACAGACAGUUCCUCUUCAGACCUAAAGAUGUGGGGCGACCAAAGGCAGAGGUUGCAGCAGACUUCAUAAAUGGCAGAAUAGCAGGAUGCAAUGUUGUUCCACAUUUCACGAAAAUCCAGGACUUGGAUGACACAUUUUACAGGCAAUUUCAUAUAGUAGUGUGUGGCCUGGACUCGGUUGUUGCCAGAAGAUGGAUGAAUGGCAUGCUGCUGUCCCUGCUGAUCUAUGAAGAUGGCGUGCUGGAACCCAGCUCCAUUAUUCCUCUUAUAGAUGGAGGCACAGAGGGCUUCAAGGGCAAUGCUCGAGUCAUUCUUCCUGGCAUGACAGCUUGCAUUGACUGCACCCUGGAGCUCUACCCCCCGCAGAUAAAUUUCCCAAUGUGUACUAUCGCCUCUAUGCCAAGGUUACCUGAACAUUGUGUUGAAUACGUCCGCAUGCUGCUUUGGCCCAAAGACAAGCCCUUUGGAGAUGAUGUUGCCCUAGAUGGGGAUGACCCUAAGCACAUCCAAUGGGUGUACCAGAAAUCUCUAGAAAGAGCAGCAGAGUUCAACAUCACAGGGGUGACUUACAGACUCACCCAGGGAGUUGUCAAGAGAAUAAUUCCUGCUGUUGCUUCUACAAAUGCUGUUAUUGCUGCUGCUUGUGCCACAGAGGUUUUCAAAAUUGCCUCUAGUGCCUACAUCCCCUUAAACAACUACCUGGUGUUCAAUGAUGUCGAUGGACUGUACACGUACACCUUUGAGGCUGAAAGAAAGGAGAACUGUUCUGCCUGCAGUCAGGUGCCACAGGACCUGCCAUUCCUACCCUCGGCUAAACUACAAGAGGUUCUGGACUACUUGAUUGAGAGUACUUCUCUCCAAAUGAAGUCACCUGCCAUCACUACAACUAUGGAUGGAAAAAACAAAACUCUGUACUUACAGACUGUAGCGUCUAUUGAAGAGAGAACGCGUCCCAAUCUAAGCAAAACACUGAAAGAGCUUGGACUAGUGAAUGGCCAAGAGCUGGCAGUGGCUGAUGUCACAACUCCUCAGACACUGCUCUUCAAACUCAUCUUUAUCUCAUAGGACAAAUGCUUCAUUCUCAUGGACCGUUUUAAGCAUUUAUUGCAGUAGUCAUCAAAAUGAAGCAGCCUAGGCAAUGCAGUCUGUAAAUAUCAUCUUGCAGUGCAUCAUUACUGACAUCACAUGUUCAUGCUCAUUUGUAACAUUUGUGGUUGGCAUUUAAUAUCUUAUUUUUGGUCAGUUUGAUCCAUCUAUGAAUUACACUUCGAGGGGUCUGCUGUUUCAUUGAUUAGCACUGCUAUAUUCUUCACAGGAGGCAUUUUGUUGGAUUUGGUUUUCUUUUAUAAGCAAACUGUUUAUGUAUUUAUUUUGUUAUUGUUCUGCAUUAAUACUAUUGUCUGUCUUGUUCAUUGUCUUGUAGAAAAAAAUUGUUCAUGUUUGAAUUAAAAAGGGUAUACCUUAUUUUAAAAAGUAUUAGUGUCAUUGUACAGUAAUUUGCCUGGUUUGUGAGUAGAUUUACUCUGCAAAAUACCUUUACAUUUUAUUUUGCUCAUUUAGUCACUAACUUGAGCAAUGGAUCAUGUACAAUAUUGCAUGUGUGAGUUUGGAUCACGAUGAGGAGUUGCUGUGAGUAAAGGAAAUGUUUAUAGAUUACUAACAGUAUAUUGUUUGUUGUGGGCUCAUUCAGUAAUUAGAAAAGAGGUUAGGAUGUACUAGUCAGUACUGCACUGUCGUGGUAUACUGAAUGUUACAGUCUACAGGAGGUCAACACAUUUUUAGUUUACCGAAAUACAAUCAGACUUAUUUGCAAGGUCAGGCUGACUUCUGUAUCUUUUAUUUGUACAGAAUAAACUUUUUAUUUGGACAAUGCAGUUGGUUCAAGUGAUGCUCCCAGCAGCUUUUAUAAGAGCUAGAACUGGUUGUCACUGCAUCAUAUACAUCAAUGGAACAAGCAAACAGCGAUGUUGAGUCAACAUUAUUUUUUAAAUGUAGCAUGCCAUACUUAUUGUAUUGUUUAACUAACCUAGUUAACAAAAAAAUAAAA
This is a messenger RNA of Xyrauchen texanus (razorback sucker), 2401 nucleotides long. It is a transcript of the gene uba3, whose product is annotated as ubiquitin-like modifier activating enzyme 3. The transcript has 18 exons. The coding region runs from base 31 to 1419 and encodes 462 amino acids. The record is from RefSeq and is a predicted model, not a curated record. Gene Ontology annotation, cellular component: cytoplasm; nucleus. Gene Ontology annotation, biological process: protein neddylation. Gene Ontology annotation, molecular function: NEDD8 activating enzyme activity. Lineage: Eukaryota; Metazoa; Chordata; Actinopteri; Cypriniformes; Catostomidae.